AUGCCUGGACAAGACAUAGUUUAUACGGUCCACAAAUUUGAAGCAGAGAAUGUGGAUGAAAUCUCGAUCAAUGUCGGCGAGCAAGUCAUUGUUAUCGAGAAGGAUGAAGGUUUCAACGAUGGUUGGUGGCAGGGACGUAAUGUACGAGGCGAAAUUGGUCUUUUUCCCAUUUCAUACACAGUAAAGCAUCCUCCUACAUUAGCCGCUUCUUCACUCGCAUUGGAAAACAAGAUUGAUUUAUUGGAGAACGCCAUAUCCAAGAUGAAAGCACCUACAUCAGCCAGCGCUGCAUCACAGCCAAAGAAAACGAUCAGCUCCAUGUCGUCCAUGUCAUCUAUUUCAUCGAAAAAUAUUCAUUCAGCAGUGCAUCAAUCGCUGGAAAAUCCGUUACUAAGCAGCAAAGUAGAGGAAUGGACGUCUGACCAAGUGUCAACGUGGCUGAUCAGUGUUGGAUUCGACAAACAGCUGGCAGACAAUUUCAAAGAUCAGGAAAUCACUGGCGACAUUCUAUUGGAAUUGACUCUGGAUUCUUUAAAAGAAUUGGAUGUUACUACAUUUGGCAAAAGAUUCAAAAUUCACAAUGCCAUCAAUGCUCUUCGACAGGAAACCAGAAAGCAAAAACAGCACACAUCUCCAGCUGACAAUUCUGUGUCAAGUAAAAAUAUAGAAGCACGGGUUGCUUCUCCAUUUCCAGACUUGGGCAAUCAUCGUAGUAACAAUAAUGCGCUUUCGUCAUAUUACAACAGCAAUAAACAGCAGCAGCCAUAUCCUGACGAUGACUUGGUGUCAGAUUACAGCACUGUCAUUAGAAACUCUCAAUUAGCACCGCCAAAGACAACCGUUCAAAAGAGCUCCAUGCCUCCACCUCGCCCAACUAUUCCGCUUGACAUGGAUUUGAUUGCUUCAUCGCCUAGAUUGUCGAACCUCGUUGAACGUCAGAAUGUAGAACAUUCGAAAACCAAUAAUAUGGAUCGACAGGAGCAGCAAUUGCAAUUGCAGAUCCAGCAGAAUCAAUCCGGUUUACUGCAGCAACAACAACAGCAGCAAAGAAUUCAAUAUCUUCAGCAACAGCGGCCCACCUCACAUCAAGUCAUCUCCACGCCUACACAGAAUAACCAAGCAGCGUCAUACUGGAAACGUAGCACAAUGAACAAUAUCAAGACACAGGAGUCUAUACCAGAGGGCCGAUCAUCUACGUCGAGUCGAUAUAGCUUUAUGCGUUCUUCAUUGAUGCCAUCCGGCAACAAACUGCAAAACAUAUUGCCUACAAAUGCGCCCAGUGUGCGUAGAUCAGAGGAUGUGUCCUUGUCGGAAGUAACAGCUGCACCGGAUAUGGAAGGCUGGUUAUACAAGCAAGGCGACAAAUACAAGACUUGGAACAAGAGGUGGUUUGUGCUCAAGGCAAAUAAUUUGUUCUACUUCAAGAGCCCCAAGGCUGUGCGAAUGAAGGGCAUCAUCAACUUGAAGGGCUACAGAAUCGAAGUGGAUGAGUCCAUUCAGCCCGGAAAAUACUGCUUCAUGGCUCAUCAUGAGAGGGAGAGAACCUUUUACUUUUACACAGAGUCGGAGAAGCCUAUGAAAGAUUGGCUUAAAGCAUUGAUGAAGGCAACGAUUGCCAGAGAUUUUGCCACACCUGUCAUGUCAUCCAGUACGAUCCCUACCAUUUCAUUGGAAAUGGCUCGUCGCAUGCGCCCUCGCCCUCCCUCUACCAUCUUUCUUUCUCAAAACGAUCCCAUGCGUGCAAGCUCACCUGCGCCAUACCGCAACAAUAUGAACCAGCACUUUUCACUCAUGUCAUUAGACGAACGAGCUCAGCCUAUCAUGCAGUUUUCUCACCAACAAGACAUGUCUGUCAAUGGUGGUUCUCGCGCUCCUUCCGUCAUGAGCACACGGCCAAUGGACCAGCAAAAGCGUAUGUUGCCAGACAAUGCAUCCGAUUAUUCUAUAGAUCAGCGCAGUCGACUGAAAGACUCGGGCUUCAAUAGCACACACGGAGGAACCGCACUGACACGAUCUGCCACUGAGAGUAGCCGCAGUUCAUCCGGGCGCCAAAGCAUAUCCAUGGCAUCCGUGCAGCAACAAUCUACCAACGAUACGGCCACUGUGAAUAACAUUGCAUUCUAUCUUGACGAAGAGGACGAAGAUUUGAUUGAUCCAGAGCAUAUGAGCGUCAUUGAGUCCAACCGUCCUACUGCAACAACAGCGUACAGAGACAGCCCAGACCGCUUCUCACAAGUAACUGCUGUGCUAGAUACAAGGCCUACAAAGCAAGAUGCGUAUGUUGACUGGGUCAAUGCUCAUAUUCAGGGCAACAUCAACAACCUGACAGAUCUGAGCUCAGGCGAAGUUUUGUUGGAAUUUCUGGAGGCCUUGACCAGCAAGGAGAUACUGAAACCUGUCGUAAUGCCUGGUCAAACAUUGAAUGCUCAACGCAUGGAUCGUGUGAUUGCAGCAUUCAAGUUUAUGAGCCUUGAAGGUGUUGAUAUGGAUGGCUCUUGUACCAUCAGAGAUGUCCUGAACGGCAAUGAUAUCAAGAUCAUGCACAUGCUGGACGCAGUAGAGUAUUGGUCCAAAUCACAAACGAACGAAACUAACGGCAAAAAGAUGGCCAGCGGUGGCACUUUUGGCGAGGACGAUCAAUGUAAACUAAGAGAGCUGGAAGAAGAAUCUGAAAACAUCCUUCCACCCAAUUCAUUUGCCUCUCGAUAA
Molecule: messenger RNA, 2709 nt
Organism: Mucor velutinosus
Lineage: Eukaryota; Fungi; Mucoromycota; Mucoromycetes; Mucorales; Mucoraceae
Exons: 8
Coding region: 1-2709 (902 amino acids)
Biological process (GO): receptor recycling; endosome organization; retrograde transport, endosome to Golgi
Cellular component (GO): trans-Golgi network; early endosome; recycling endosome
Molecular function (GO): protein binding
Source: RefSeq, a predicted model, not a curated record